Messenger RNA from Brassica oleracea var. oleracea, 1770 nucleotides. RefSeq names its product protein EMSY-LIKE 1-like. Gene Ontology annotation, biological process: defense response to fungus. The transcript has 10 exons. The record is from RefSeq and is a predicted model, not a curated record. The coding region runs from base 266 to 1234 and encodes 322 amino acids. Gene Ontology annotation, cellular component: nucleus. NCBI's taxonomy places the organism in Eukaryota, Viridiplantae, Streptophyta, Magnoliopsida, Brassicales, Brassicaceae.
AUCCCAUCCGAGCCCCGGCGAAAUCGAUCGUAGCUCUGUGCCCCCUUCCUUCGCUUUCAAAAAAUCGCAUUUCUCGAGAGGGAAAGCAAAGAUCGUUUCCUUUUUCUCGUUCCAAUUCCGUUAUUUCAUCGAACCCUAACCCCCACCAAUUGCUUUUUGCGGGUCAAGUUUCGAUUCGAGUUUUCUAGGGUUUCGUAUCUGAAUCUGUGAAGAACAAAAGCCCUCUUUGUGGGUUUUCCCUUCAAGCUUCUGAAAACAGAGUGGUAUGGAGGCACAAAUUCAUCAACUUGAGCAGGAAGCUUAUACCGCUGUUUUAAGGGCCUUUAAAGCGCAGUCUGAUGCUAUUUCUUGGGAUAAAGAAAGCUUGAUAACAGAGUUGCGCAAAGAAUUGAGAGUAUCUGAUGACGAGCAUCGAGAGCUUCUGAGCAGAGUUAAUAAGGACGAUACUAUCCAACGGAUAAGAGAUUGGAGACAGGGAGGCGGAAGCCAAGUUACUUCUAGACAUGCAGCUAGUCAGGGUUUUGAUGUUGUCCCUAGUCCAACUUUCUCAGCUUCCCGGAAGAAGCAGAAGACAUUCCCAUCUUAUCAUCCAUCAAUUGGUCCAGCUGGAAAUAGGUCAUUCAAUAGCCGUGUUGUAUCCGGUGGCAUAGCAGGAGAUGGAUCUGCCGAAGCUCUUAUCGGAAGAAAAGUGUGGACAAAGUGGCCUGAAGACAACCACUUUUAUGAAGCAAUUAUAACCCAGUACAACGCAGUUGAGGGUCGGCAUGCGUUGGUGUAUGAUAUAAACGCAAUAAAUGAAACGUGGGAAUGGGUUGAUCUCAAGGAGAUACCACCGGAAGAUAUAAGGUGGGAUGGAGAGGAGAGUGGGGUAACUUUAAAUGCUGGACUUGGAAGUGGAUCAAUCCGUGGGAACCGAAUAAACCAAAGCCAUUUUGGUAGAGGGAGAGGACCAAGAAUUCAUCAACCGAGAAGAGAAUUUUUACCACCACCAACACAUCAGAAUGGUGGUGGUGAUGAUAUUGAACUAUUCAACACAGACUUGCUUGUGAAGGAGGUGGAGAGAGUUUUCGAUGCUACUCAUCCUGAUCCUUUUGAGCUUGACAAGGCAAAGAAAAUGCUCAAGGAACAUGAACAGGCGCUUAUGGCUGCCAUUGCAAGGCUUGCUGAUACUUCUGAUGGUGAAAUUGAUGGAGAUCCACCAUAUACGCAUGACCAUGCAAUGCAACAGGGGUGAUGGAAAAGCUGUAUGUAAACUUAUGAUGUUUGGUCGCCAAGGACUCUGGAUUCAUAAAAAGAAACAUUGCGCUCAUCUGAAAAAAGAAAUGGCAUGAGAGGUCAGGUCAGCAUCUCAGAAGAUGGAAACGAGUUAGUCUUUCUUCGUUUUAAGUUAUGGUUCACCAAAAAAUGUAUGAAAAAAAAAUUGUUAGGGUUGAGAAGUAGUAGGAUUCUGUUUGUAAGCACACAAGACAUUUUGGUUUUAGAGAAGUUUAACCUGUGACUAUGUUAGUCCACCUCCAAAGGGGUAAUCAGACGUGCCAUCAAAAUGCAUACAGUUUAUGUAAUCUUGUUAUUGUUUUGUUUUGUUUUUUUGUGUGUGCGCAAAUAGUUGAUACGGUGAACCAAACAUAGCAUUACACAGAUUACAAAAUCAAAAACAAAAGUCCCUUAUCUAAUGGAAAGAUUGGUAGAUGUGAUUCAAUGUUGUAAGAUUUGAAGAAGGAGCUAAGAAUGCAUUCAGAACAGCCGUAGGAGCUAAUCAUUUGUAAUAAA